AUGAGUGAAAUAAUCAAGUAUCAGGGAUUUGACCAUGUAUGGAAAUACACUGGACCAUGGUUUUACUAUAUGCUUGCAGCUUAUAUUUGUCUUCCAAUUAUAGCAUACAAAUUGCUACCCUAUUUUUCCCAAAGUAGGAGGUCACCCAGUCGCAAAAGCGUAUUAAUAUUCGUAUUGGGGGAUUUAGGUCAUUCGCCGAGGAUGUCUUACCAUGCAUUGUCGUUUAGUAAAGCCGGGUUCGAUGUCAGUUUAUGUGGAUACAUUGAAACACGUCCACUAGAUGAGAUUGUUGAUGAUUUGAAUAUCGACAUUGUACCUAUUGGCGUUGUCCAUAAUGUUUACAACUUUCCAUUUGCAAUUUUUGCAGCUCAAAAGAUCCUUACACAAGUGAAACAAUUGGUGAAGUUACUUUGGAAUAGAGGUGGUGAAAUGGAUGUGGUAAUGAUACAGAAUCCUCCCAGCAUUCCGAUAUUGCUCAUUGUUUUACUAUUCAAGUUUUUUAUACACAGACAUUGGAAAGUUGUCAUUGACUGGCAUAAUUUGAAUUAUACUAUUUUGAAUUUGAGGUUCCAGAAUGUCAAUCAUCCAUUCGUGAAGUUGAUGAAGCUUUACGAGAGCUUUUUAGGUAAGUUCGCCGAUUUAAACAUAACAGUGACAAAAAAGAUGAAGAAGUUUUUGAUUAAUGAUUUUGGAGUUGCCAAAUCGAAAGUAACGACGUUUUACGACCGACCUGGAACGCAAUUCAUGCCAGCAGAAAGCACCGAUAUCCGAAAGAGUCACGAAAUUUUCCAAGAUAUAAAGGAUAUCGAGUUGUAUAAGAUAUUAAUCAGCUCCACAUCAUUCACUCCCGAUGAGGAUUUUGACCUCUUGCUCGAUGCUUUGAAGAUCUACGAUAACCUAGAAAAGUCUAACGCGCCUCCUAUUUUACUCAUUGUAACCGGAAAGGGCCCACUCAAGGAGAAAUUUGUACAAAGAGUUAUUGAACUUGACUAUUCACCAAAAAUUAUUGUAAAAACUGCAUGGUUAACCUCAGAGGAUUAUCCAAAGAUCUUAGCACAAGCGGACUUGGGAAUAUCGUUGCAUACAUCCUCAAGCGGAAUUGAUCUACCCAUGAAGAUUGUUGACUUUUUUGGAUGUGGUGUUCCUGUCAUAUCACUUAGUUUUCCUGCUAUAGAUGAACUAGUAAAGGAUGGUGACAACGGACUUAUUGCAAGAAAGUCUACAGCUGAAAAUCUAGUUGAAUUAUUGGAAAAAGUAUUUGUAGAUGAUGACUUGCUAUCCAACUUGAAGGAGGGGGCUUUGAGGGAAAGUAAAUCCAGAUGGGAAGAAAAUUGGACCACAGUUCUUCGGCUGAAAUUUGUAAAUAAACAGUCGAAAUAG
Messenger RNA from Lodderomyces orthopsilosis Co 90-125, 1380 nucleotides. RefSeq names its product chitobiosyldiphosphodolichol beta-1,4 mannosyltransferase (gene ALG1). The coding region runs from base 1 to 1380 and encodes 459 amino acids. NCBI's taxonomy places the organism in Eukaryota, Fungi, Ascomycota, Pichiomycetes, Serinales, Debaryomycetaceae. The transcript has a single exon. Gene Ontology annotation, cellular component: endoplasmic reticulum. The record is from RefSeq and is a predicted model, not a curated record. Gene Ontology annotation, molecular function: mannosyltransferase activity.